This is a messenger RNA of Triticum dicoccoides, 1334 nucleotides long. RefSeq names its product aquaporin NIP2-1-like. Gene Ontology annotation, cellular component: membrane. Gene Ontology annotation, biological process: transmembrane transport. The record is from RefSeq and is a predicted model, not a curated record. The transcript has 5 exons. Lineage: Eukaryota; Viridiplantae; Streptophyta; Magnoliopsida; Poales; Poaceae. The coding region runs from base 117 to 1004 and encodes 295 amino acids. Gene Ontology annotation, molecular function: channel activity.
CAUCUCCCCAAAGAGCAAGCGAGCUAAGCUAGUUCAUGUAAGCUUCUUCCUCUCCACCUACAAAGCAGGAGCUCAGUCUCAGGUGCUGGGAUAGCUCUGAUAGUUCGUCUUGGAAAAUGGCCACCAACUCGAGGUCGAACUCCAGGGCGACCUUCUCCAGCGAGAUCCACGACAUCGGCACGGUGCAGAACUCCACCACGCCCAGCAUGGUGUACUACACCGAGCGGUCCAUCGCCGACUACUUCCCUCCUCACCUCCUCAAGAAGGUGGUGUCGGAGGUGGUGUCGACGUUCCUGCUGGUGUUCGUGACGUGCGGGGCGGCGGCGAUCAGCGCCCACGACGUGACGCGCAUAUCGCAGCUCGGCCAGUCGGUCGCCGGCGGGCUCAUCGUCGUCGUGAUGAUCUAUGCCGUCGGCCACAUCUCUGGCGCGCACAUGAACCCCGCCGUCACCCUCGCCUUCGCCAUCUUCCGCCAUUUCCCCUGGAUUCAGGUCCCGUUCUACUGGGCGGCGCAGUUCACGGGCGCGAUCUGCGCGUCCUUCGUGCUCAAGGCGGUGCUCCACCCCAUCACCGUGAUCGGCACCACCGAGCCGGUCGGGCCGCACUGGCACGCGCUGGUCAUCGAGGUCGUCGUCACCUUCAACAUGAUGUUCGUCACCCUCGCCGUCGCCACGGACACUAGAGCGGUGGGUGAGUUGGCUGGGUUGGCUGUCGGUUCCUCCGUUUGCAUUACCUCCAUCUUCGCAGGGGCGGUGUCAGGUGGAUCGAUGAACCCGGCGAGGACGCUGGGCCCGGCGCUGGCCAGCAACCGCUACCCCGGCCUCUGGCUCUACUUCCUGGGCCCCGUCCUCGGCACGCUCUCCGGGGCCUGGACCUACACCUACAUCCGCUUCGAGGAGCCGCCCAAGGACGGGCCCCAGAAGCUCUCCUCCUUCAAGCUCCGGCGGCUGCAGAGCCAGUCCGUGGCCGCCGACGACGACGAGCUCGACCACAUCCCCGUCUGAUCCUGCCGCCGCCGGACCGGAUGGAUCUCCCACUCCCAGUGUGUGUCCUUGGUAGUUGUUAUGUGUGUGCGGGCGUGUGUCACUUGUAACUCAGUGGUUGGUUGGUCGAUGCAUGCAGGGGAGUACGCGCGUGCGCGCAUGUGUAUGUUUGUUCGCCCGCGCAUGUCGCAGUAGAUUUGCUCCCUCGCUCUGUUCAUGUGUGCAAGCGACUGAGCUUGGGGUCCUGAUUUUGGGGGCGUAUCAGUCCGCACUCUGCAGUCGCACGCGUGCCAAAGUGUAUCUCUCCUGCAAUUGCAGUACAUAAAACUCCCGUGGCUUUGCUUCUCGAAA